CCCGUACUAAAUGGCCGCGGAUGGGAGAGGAGUGUGACUGAGUGCAUGUUUGAUCGCCGGCCUUAUCUGUCGCCAGAGCUUUAUCUGCAUCAUCCAGACGAGUAAUAGAAACUGCCCCUCCCAAACCCGAAUUAAUUUCGCUACGCACCGUGUACACUAGAGCAAACUGGUUAGCGUUACGGAUAGUGGGGAUUGUUUAGUAUGAGGUGAGUGCGUGUAGCUGCGAGGCUGGGGGACCAAACACUCAGACGUUGUGUGUGUUCCUGAUGGACCUGCCGUGCAACCUCCAAAUUCUACGUCUAUAAGUGGUGUCCAGUAUACGAAUAGACGUAAACAAUCAGGACAACAUGGCUGACUAUUGGAAAUCGCAGCCAAAGAAAUUCUGUACUUAUUGCAAGUGCUGGAUUGCAGACAACAAGCCGAGUAUUGAGUUCCACGAACGAGGAAAAAAUCAUAAAGAAAAUGUGACAAAGAAAAUCAGUGAGAUUAAGAAGAGAAGUAUGGACAAGGCCAAGGAAGAUGAAAAGAAGUCAAAGGAAUUUGCAGCAAUGGAAGAAGCUGCUCUGAAAGCCUAUGAGGAAGACCUUAAAAGACUUCAGGGAGAAAAGCCAGCUCCUGCAGGUCCAAGUUUUCAGCACAAUAAGCUCCGUUCUGAGGAAAAGUGGAAAGAAAUUGAGGCCUUAGAAAAACAUCACGCCAAAAAACAGUGGACAAAAGGAGUUUCGCCAGAGGGUUACCCUUAUUACUACAAUCUGCUAACAGGAGAAACACAAUGGGAAGUACCAGAGGGAUACCAAGAACCUACAGACCAGUUAGAAAAGAACCAGGCAGCAAGCCACUGUGCAUGGGUAGAAGGAGUGUCUGAUGAAGGCUACACAUACUACUAUAAUACUGAAACAGGAGAAUCCAGAUGGGAAAAACCAGAGGAGAUGGAUCAGAAACCAUCCAGUGAUGACCCAAAGGAUGAAGCUGAGGUCAGUGAGGAAAAGACAGAGACUGAAGCAGUGGAAGCCAACCCUGAGAGAGAAUCAUCAGAAGAGGCAACAGAAGUCCCCGAUGCUACACAGGCACCGAAAAUAACAUUUAAGAGUAAAACAGAAACAAAAUCAGAUAGUGACGAGGAAGAAGUCUCCGAACCUAAAGAAAAAGAAGCCGUUGAAGAGGGGCCUACCGAAGAAAAAGAGCCUGUGCCUGUGAUCCGUGAAAAGAGGCCAAAUAAACCAAAUCCUUAUGGAAUGUGGGAAGAAGUAAAGACAGAGGUCGAUCCCUAUGAGAAGGUGGAUCUAGAGCUUCCGAACAUAGAGUAUGACAUCCCUCCCGUUUCUGUGCCAGACCUUCCAGAGGAGCCAAAAGUAAAAUUUAAAGAGAAGACAAUCACAUCUCUUGGGGACACAGCAAGCGGGGCCUCUGUCUUCAAGAAAAGGAAGCUUGAAAAUGGCAAAUCCAGAAACAUACGUCAGAGAGCAAGUGAUCAGUAAAGGACUUGAACUUGCACUAAAAAUGCACAUUUUUAACUGGGUCUAUGGGUGAAAGCUGUUUAUAAAAUCCAUGCUUGGUGUGAUUUAUAAAUAAAGUUUUAGUUUUCUU
This is a messenger RNA of Spea bombifrons (plains spadefoot toad), 1587 nucleotides long. RefSeq names its product WW domain binding protein 4 (gene WBP4). Gene Ontology annotation, molecular function: zinc ion binding; RNA binding; protein binding. Lineage: Eukaryota; Metazoa; Chordata; Amphibia; Anura; Pelobatidae. The transcript has 12 exons. The coding region runs from base 348 to 1478 and encodes 376 amino acids. Gene Ontology annotation, cellular component: nucleus; precatalytic spliceosome. The record is from RefSeq and is a predicted model, not a curated record. Gene Ontology annotation, biological process: mRNA splicing, via spliceosome.